This is a messenger RNA of Ixodes scapularis (black-legged tick), 2394 nucleotides long. RefSeq names its product short-chain dehydrogenase/reductase family 16C member 6. Gene Ontology annotation, molecular function: oxidoreductase activity, acting on the CH-OH group of donors, NAD or NADP as acceptor. The record is from RefSeq and is a predicted model, not a curated record. The coding region runs from base 254 to 1210 and encodes 318 amino acids. Lineage: Eukaryota; Metazoa; Arthropoda; Arachnida; Ixodida; Ixodidae. Gene Ontology annotation, cellular component: lipid droplet. The transcript has 6 exons.
UAAAAAUACAGUUCAGAGGAGUCAUAACCCUCGACCGCGGCGUUAGAAAAGAAGAGGAAGCGAACGCGAUUAUAUUCGAGCCCCACCCCCUUUUGUUCUUUGUUUUUCCCCCGGCCUUCCCAGCGACUUUCCCGCUUUCACGUGUUUGUUGACGACGCGACUGGGCUUUGUGGUGAGCAUGCCUGCAGUAAUCUGAGAAAGUUGGUGCAUCCAUUGCAGCAGCGGUGAGCUUCCACGCGAACUCUCGGCACGUAUGCCGUCUUUGCUUUCGGCCAUGCUUCUGCGUCUCUUCAACUGGUUUCUGUUCGCGGCCGAGCUGGCGCGUUUGGUGACUCGCCUCGCCUACACCUUGGCCGAGUGCGCUUUUCGACUGCUGGUGCCCAAACAGAAGAAGAACGUCGCCAACAGCGUCGUUGUCGUAACCGGAGCCGCACGCGGCCUGGGACGCGAAAUCGCCCGCAUAUUCGCCGAACUCGGGGCGAAAGUGGUGCUGCUCGACAUUGAUCAGGCUCGGAAUAACGAAACCGCCAAGAGCAUUCGGUCGGAUGGAGGCAAGGGCUUCUCGUUCACCUGUGACGUGACGGACGAGGACCAGGUCAAGAAGGUCGCUCAGAAGAUUGGCCGACUCAUCGGAGAGGUGGACAUUCUGGUGAACAAUGCGGGCAUUGCCCAGUCCAUGCCCAUCCUCAACAUGAACCCCAACCAGAUCAGACGCACCAUGGAGGUUAACACUCUUUCCCACUUCUGGACCAUCCAGGAGUUCCUGCCAAAGAUGUUGGAGCGUCGCAAGGGGCACAUUGUGGCCGUGUCGUCCAUGGCGGGGCUCAUUGGGGCGGCAAACUACACCGAAUACUGCGCUUCCAAGUUUGCCAUCAUGGGGCUGAUGCUGUCCCUGGAACGGGAACUGGCCCAGUCGGACGAGGGACGCAACAUCCGGCUCAGCACCGUCUGCCCCGCCAUCCUGUCCAAGGGCUUUGAGUGCACUGGGCUGCCCUUCCUCAGCACCUGGUUCCCGAGCAUCUUUCCAUCGAUGGACGUGCAGGUGGCAGCCCAAGAGGUGGUCACAAGGAUCCUCAGGGAAGAGGAUGUUAUCAUCCUCCCCGCCAGCUUCUCCCUCAUGCACAGGCUCUCCCUGCUUCUGCCCCACAAGGUUGGCAGGUUGGUGCAGGAAUAUCUGGACUACAUGGUCAACCCUUCCGUAGUGGAUUGAGCAAAUCCGGAACUCCCGGAGUCGGUCUGCAGUGUCCAAGAUCCCCUCCGCUAGUGUCGGAGGGAACAGCGCCACAGUCACGAAACUGGUCUUGCGUCGUCUCCGCCGGUAGCUCUCUUCAAGCACCGGAGCCUUGACGUCAGUGCAAUCCACAAAGUCAUGAGAGAGAGAGAGUACAAAGGAAGGGUCAUGUCUAGGGUACCGUGCCAAUGUUCUGUUUGUCUCCGUGUUUUGUGUUUAUUUUUGUAACAUUUAGGUGUAACAGUUGUUUAUGUGUCGUAUAGUGUGUCCAAAAAGAAAAACACUUAGGUUUUUUUGUUUGUUUUUUCACUGCAAGAAUAAGCUAUGCGUCAUUGAAAUUGAAUUCUCCUUCAAAGUGUAACGCUAGAGAUCCAGUUAAAAACUAACUGUUGCCUUAUUCAACAGCCGUAAAUGAUUUUCUGGAAAUCUCAAUGGCAAAAUUAGUUCCGUGCUUGGUGACUGGUGCCAUUCAGCUUUGUGUAUUUGAGGACUCUGUUAGCCGCCAUUUUUCCAAUUAAAAUUUUUUUAGACAGUUCUGUAAAUUUUUAUAAAGAUAUUGAUUAGUUUUGGAACUCUGGCACCUGUUUUGGACCGCUAGUGUCCCAUUUGGGUGGAGAAUGAGCAUUCAGCAGUGCAUAGUUUACUUUUCUGAUAAAAAAAAAAAAAAUUUAUGUACAUUUAUUUUUGGGUCACUGUGUACGGAGCAUCUCACGGUACAGCAGCGUGUCCACAUUGCUGUAGACCCUGAGGGAAAUGAUGGCAGCAUUUUUAUUGAUCGAGAAGAUCCAGGCAGCUUUACGGGUUGUAGUUUUUGUACGGAAAUUAUGAACAUCUAAUUUUACCGUAAUUUGACAGCUUUUUCCUUUUUCUUCGUAUGGUUUGUACGACCAUUGUGUGCCUUUAGUGCCCUUGGUGCUCGUAGAACUCUGUGACAUUGUGCAGUCGAGGGUUCCAGGAUGAAGGAUGUAAUGUCCUUGCAUUUUAUUCUUGCUAUUUACUCAUUUUUCGAUUUAUUGCUCUACUGAAUUCUAUUUUUAGUGAAAUUCUGAAUUCUUAUUAAAAAAAAAACUAUUUUUUUUUUUGUACAAAAUGUUUGUUGCUUCAAUACUGUUGACUUUGAAAGUAUGUUCCUGUGAAAUAAAAUAGUACACUUGCAAGAUGAA